ACAGCUUACAAGAUACACAGAUCUUGGUAGACACUGUGGCUGCAGACAGUUGAACUGGAAUUCCCUGCGGCUCUCUGAGGGCAGGGUGUCUGCAGAGCAGUGGGCCCUGUUCCUGCACCUUGCAUCAUGCCAGCUUUGUCAACGGGAUCCGGGGGUGACACAGGUCUCUAUGAGCUGUUGGCUGCUCUGCCAGCCCAGCUGCAGCCACAUGUGGAUAGCCAGGAAGACCUGACCUUCCUCUGGGAUAUGUUUGGUGAAAAAAGCCUGCAUUCAUUGGUAAAGAUUCAUGAAAAACUACACUAUUAUGAGAAGCAGAGUCCAGUGCCCAUCCUCCAUGGUGCGGCAGCCUUGGCCGAUGACCUGGCCGAAGAGCUUCAGAACAAGCCAUUAAACAGUGAGAUCAGAGAGCUGUUGAAACUACUGUCAAAACCCAAUGUGAAGGCUUUGCUCUCUGUACAUGAUACUGUGGCUCAGAAGAAUUAUGAUCCUGUGUUGCCUCCUAUGCCUGAAGAUAUUGAUGAUGAGGAAGACUCAGUAAAAAUAAUCCGUCUGGUCAAAAAUAGAGAACCACUGGGAGCUACAAUUAAGAAGGAUGAGCAGACUGGGGCGAUCAUUGUGGCCAGAAUCAUGAGAGGAGGAGCUGCAGAUAGAAGUGGUCUUAUUCACGUUGGUGAUGAACUUAGGGAAGUGAACGGGAUACCAGUUAAGGAUAAAAGUCCUGAGGAAAUAAUACAGAUUUUGGCUCAGUCUCAGGGAGCAAUUACAUUUAAGAUUAUACCCGGCAUCAAAGAGGAGACACCAUCAAAAGAAGGCAAGAUGUUUAUCAAAGCCCUCUUUGACUAUAAUCCUAAUGAGGAUAAGGCAAUUCCAUGUAAGGAAGCUGGGCUUUCUUUCAAAAAGGGAGAUAUUCUUCAGAUUAUGAGCCAAGAUGAUGCAACUUGGUGGCAAGCAAAACACGAAGGUGAUGCCAAUCCCAGGGCCGGCUUGAUCCCCUCAAAGCACUUCCAGGAAAGGAGACUGGCUCUGAGACGACCAGUAACAUUGGUUCAGCCCCUGAAGGUUUCCAACAGGAAGUCAUAUGCUGACUAUGCUGGUAACAACAGUGGAACCUAUAUAGCUGGUUUUAGAAGAAGUUUUCGGCUUAGUAGAAAAGAUAAGAAGACAAAUAAAUCCAUGUAUGAAUGCAAGAAGAGCGAUCAGUACGACACAGCUGACGUGCCCACGUACGAAGAAGUGACGCCGUAUCGGCGACAAACGAAUGAGAAAUACAGACUCGUUGUCUUGGUUGGUCCUGUGGGAGUAGGGCUGAAUGAACUGAAACGAAAGCUGCUGAUCAGUGACACCCAGCACUAUGGUGUGACAGUGCCCCAUACUACCAGAGCAAAAAGAAGCCAGGAGAGUGAUGGCGUUGAAUACAUUUUCAUUUCCAAGCAUUUGUUUGAGACAGAUGUACAAAAUAACAAGUUUAUUGAAUAUGGAGAAUAUAAAAACAACUACUAUGGCACAAGUAUAGACUCAGUUCGGUCUGUCCUCGCUAAAAACAAAGUUUGUUUGUUGGAUGUUCAGCCUCAUACAGUGAAGCAUUUAAGGACACUAGAAUUUAAGCCCUAUGUGAUAUUUAUAAAGCCUCCAUCAAUAGAGCGUUUGAGAGAAACAAGAAAAAACGCAAAGAUUAUCUCAAGCAGAGAUGACCAAAGUGCUGCAAAGCCCUUCACCGAAGAAGAUUUUCAAGAAAUGAUUAAAUCUGCACAGAUAAUGGAAAGUCAAUAUGGUCAUCUUUUUGACAAAAUCAUAAUAAAUGAUGACCUCACUGUGGCAUUCAAUGAGCUCAAAACAACUUUUGACAAAUUAGAGACAGAGACCCACUGGGUACCAGUGAGCUGGUUACAUUCAUAACUAAGAGAAAUUUCCAUAAUUGUCUUUUUUAUAGAGUGCAUGAUGAAAUCAAUUACUGUUUUGGUAGUAGGGUUUUAAAAUCUAUAUCACUGUCAUAGAUGUACAAUUUUGGUUCAGGUUGAAUGCUGGUUUGUUUGUACCUUUUUACAGCCUUAUUUCAAGUACCAUAUGUGAGUAUAAGAUCUGAAAUCUAAAUGUGCACCAUACUGUAUUCUUAGCAAAACCUCAAACCUUCUGGCUGUCUUUGAUACAGCUCUAUCUCCAAGAUGAGGCUGAGAUUUUCAGAGAGAUCUAGCUAGAGGCUUAGUAUGUAUUAGAGUUCAGUGCUCCAGCUGGUCUCAGGUGUGGCUGCUGCUGUCAAGUUUGAAUGUUAGCCCUUGAAGGUAUCAAUUCAGUAGCCAUGAGCAGCUCCAGACAGACAGGACAGCUUUGCUAUUUCCAGUGGAUCAUCACAGAUUUAGCUGGGCUGGCAGUAAGGCAUCCUUCAAAAGUGCAGACUUUUUCUUACAUACUCGCAAUACGUUCACAGUGUGUGCAUUUUAAAAUCAUUCUUAAAGGAGUAGCUGAAAUUUUACCUUGAGUGAAUGGCCUCCUAGUAUAGCUUGAGAAGUCUUUUUGAGUGCCUGUCAGUGACUCAACAACUAUUUAAUAAGGGAAAGUAGACUUUUAACAGUUAUAAGUAACUAAAAGCCUUUCCUUGUGGGAUUAGUAUUAGUACCAAUGAUAGAGUCUUGUGGCAAGAAAUGAUUACAAAGGGUAUUUUUAUUUGUAAAUCCUCAGAAGACAUUUAUGAAGUCACCCAAAAUGUUAUUUUAGCUGUUUUUGGAUUUUCCCAAUAAAUUAGAAGAAGAAUUUCUAUUCAAUUAAAUAAAAACUAAAGAUUAUUUUUCAUAUAUGUGCAAUAGAUCACCCUCUCUUUAAGUUGCUCUAAGAUGUGUUUUAGAAAACUUUUCAUAUAAUGUUAAUUUAUUUAUUUGUCAUCAAAAUGAUUUUAAAUACAUCCAGACACCAUCCUAACCUUGCCAUUGUUAAAGAAGUUUAAGAAAGACUCUUAUAUUGUAAAUAUUUAGAUGGGAUCUCUCACUUUUCUUUGAUACUACUGAUGUUCAGCAAGUGAAUUAUGUAGUUCAAAAUGCUAGAAAUGACUGUACGUUCUAUAAGAGAACAUAUCCUGCCAUUCUUGCAUGCAGUGAAGCCCUGCCAAUCGAAAAUCGUUGCAUCUGUGACUUUCAAAGAAGAAAAAAAAUGUUAUUUUUUGUUGAUUUGUAAAGAGAGUUUAAAUGUCAUGUUAAAAAAAUAGAAUGUAGUAAAAUUUUAUAUAUUUAUGAAAUAUUUGAAAGGCAUAUUUUUUUAAAUAUCAAAUGGGGCUAUUCAUAAAAUAAAUUGAUUGUAUGUCAAGGUGUCCUAAUUUAAAAGAGUAAUUUUGUAAAUCAAGGUCACAUUCCAUGUAAAUAGUUGAGCUUUGCACAGAUAGAUCCAAGUAUGCUGUCUGUGCACAGCACAUUUGAUAGCAUGAUUCACUAGUUUUCCUUCAGACUUUUGAAGUUCAUAUUAGAAACAGAGACAGAAACCACUCCCAUGGCCUUGACACAUAGUCACACCAAAACAGAUAAUCAGACUAGAUAUUACACAACAACAUGAUCCAGACAGUGAGUUCUAAGCAUUUUAAUUCUAUAGCAGCAAUUUUGUUUUUAAAAAAUGAAAGAGGGAGGGUUUCUAAUCUGAAGUCUGAAGUAGAUUGUUUGGGUAGCAUAUUCCCUUCUUGGAACAUUGUCUAAAAGUGUCUAUAAAUCAAGACUUCUGGUACAAAGAAUGAUGGGAACUAUGUAAUAAUUCAGGAAAUCACCAGAGUAAUUUAGGUAGUCAAAAUUUUUUACCCUGAAAUACCCACAUUAAAAAAUAAAUGCAGAUAAUUACUUCAGUUCUUUACAUUGGGAACAGAGAUUAGGAUAAAGUGGAAGAAACUGAGGCCUUUUUUGAUGGUGAUAAUAAUGGGAUGUUAUAAAAAUAUAACAUUUUUUAAAAGAAAGGUCCAGACCUGUCUUUAUUUAGGGGCAGAGCUAGAACAAUAUGUUUUAAAUAAUGGGGGGGGGCGGAGAACAGGGGCACUUUGGCAAUUUGAGAAAUCAGGUAGUAUAGAUUAUUUAUUUAUUUUAUUUUUUGGAGGCAGGGUCCUGCCACGUUGCUCAGGCUGGUCUUGAACUCCUGGGCCCAAGCAAUCCUCCUGCCUUGGCCUCCCAAAAUACUGGGAUUACAGAGGUGAUCCACCAUGCCCAGCCAGUAGACAUAGUCUUAAAAAUAGUGUCUACAUGGCCACCUUGAUGCUUAGAAAGAUAUUUGAUUAAAAUUUAAGAAGCAAAGCCAAUUCCAAGAGUUCAUUGUUAGCAGCAGCCCAAAGGCCCUGAAUUCUGUACUUUCUUCCUCCAUUCUCCUUCUCUAGCAAGAAUAGCACUCCUCCCUCUAGAAGCCAGCUCUCAAGUUGGAGUGUCAGCCAUUAUGUAAGAGAAUAGGAAUGUUCACUUUUUAAAGUUUGUAUAUUUAAAAUCCAAGACCAAAAAGGAAAUUCUGUACUUCUAUGAUUGACUAAAGUCAGUUAAACAUAAAAAGGUGAAAUUAAAAUUUAAUUUUUUAACCCUUAUUUUACUGACCAAUAUGGAAGUUCUUGGUAUCUUUAAGGCUGACUUUCCUGGUAUUGUGUAAUGAUUUAAUGUAUCUAAACUGUAAUAAUUUGAAAUUGACAAACGUAACCUUCUCAGACUUACAAAACUAUGUUCUUAAAAUCUUUCUAAAGAUACAGAUUUUUAUUAUUUAUUUUCUUUUGACUAGGAAGGAUUUAUAAAUGUAAUGAAAAAUCUUUGAUCUUAAUAAAGUACCUUCAAACAA
This is a messenger RNA of Callithrix jacchus (white-tufted-ear marmoset), 4779 nucleotides long. RefSeq names its product MAGUK p55 scaffold protein 7 (gene MPP7). Gene Ontology annotation, molecular function: protein binding. The record is from RefSeq and is a predicted model, not a curated record. Lineage: Eukaryota; Metazoa; Chordata; Mammalia; Primates; Cebidae.